Messenger RNA from Thlaspi arvense, 417 nucleotides. NCBI's taxonomy places the organism in Eukaryota, Viridiplantae, Streptophyta, Magnoliopsida, Brassicales, Brassicaceae. The record is from the annotation of a GenBank genome assembly.
AUGGAGAGUGACUCCAAGGAGAUGUUCGCUUUUGGAUCUUCAGAAGGAGAUUUGCGUCGACUUUACCCUAAUAAGUGGCCUUCUGAAGAACUUUUGCCGCUUUGGAGGCAGACCAUGGAAUGCUACUAUAAAACUGUCAUUGAUGCUGGCAAGAAAUUGCUUCACCUAGUGGCAUUGGCAUUGGAUUUAGAAGAGAACUUCUUUGAACGAGUGGGAGGUUUCAAUGAUCAAGCACCAGUUGUUCGCCUCUUACGAGAGUUGAAUCCUUCUGGAGAAGAAUCAUGUGGAGCCUCUGCUCAUUCUGAUUUUGGAAUGAUAACUCUUCUUGCAACUGAUGGAGUUCCAGGGCUUCAAGUUUGUAGGGAUAAAGAUAAAGAACCAAACAUUUGGGAAGAUGUUCCUGUAAUUAAAGGGUAA